AUGUUUGGGGGCGAAGAAAAAGCUGACAGUUCCAUAAUAGGAAAUUCUAUACUUCCUCGCGAAUUUGGUAUCAAAAAUAGUGCUGAGGAAAUGCAUCUUUUAUCAAGUACUUCACAACAGGAAAUACAUCCCCAGUCCUUUCGAAACGCACGGUCAACGCGACCGGCACCUGCUCCACCGGUGGCAAUUGGCGUAAAAUUGAAACCACCAAUUCCAGCACCAAGACGAUUUCCAUCAGUUACACGAGGAAGUAAACAGCGAGACUGUUCAAGACGUUGCCGAGCUUUAUAUGACUGUAAAGCUGAUAAUCCUGAUGAGUUAUCAUUUCGACAAGGCGACAUAAUAGUUGUUACUAAAGAAAAAAUUAUGGGUGAAAAUGAUACGUGGAUGGAGGGAUAUUUGGAAAAUAAUCCGCUUUGCAAAGGUGUAUUCCCAAUUACUUUCGUAACCUUUCUCUCUUGA
Messenger RNA from Thelazia callipaeda (thelaziosis nematode), 462 nucleotides. The record is from the annotation of a GenBank genome assembly. Lineage: Eukaryota; Metazoa; Nematoda; Chromadorea; Rhabditida; Thelaziidae.